AUGGACGUCGACACCUCAACCCUAGACGUCCCCGAUUUUGGAGAACUCCCAUUUGAUCAUUGGAUCCUGCAAUACGCCCGGGGCUACGUGUCCACCACGGACGAAGUCCCUGCCGGCGUCCAUGUAGAUCUACUUACCCCUGGGGAGCGCGCGUGUGACGGUCACUACAGCAAGUCGUUCUGGAUCCGCACGUGGUUCGGCGAGAAGAAUAACGAGGCAAGCCAACGCGCUGCGGACGACGGCUACAAGCGGCUGUACUUCUACGCGCUGCAGAAUCUCGACGAGAAUGCAGACGGCGACGAACCCUUGUUGCUAAAUAAGAACUUCGCCUUCGACCAUGCAGAUGUCGAGACCUCCGAGUUACACGAGGGCAACGUGGUCGCAAGACCCUGGUCGAUGCCGUCGUGGCUGGUCGAUGCCUUUUGCCGCUACCCCGACCAGCUGAAUAGUAUAAGGAUUCUUGGGCUUGAUUCUCAGAGCGAGCGUGGUGAUGCUGAUCAGAACCUGUUGGUUUGUACCGCGGACCGCAAGGCUUGCGAGGAGGGCUGGCUUCUUCUACUGGGGGUAAACCAUAAGGGGCAGAUUCUUCCCGCCCGGGUUCGCGAGAGAGCGGCGGAUGCGGAUUUGAUCAUGUCUAGUUGGAAUCAGGAUUCGCCGAUGCUGGCCGAGUGUGUUACAGGGGAACCGGGCGAGGAGGAGUUUCUGCAUGAUGGGGAUGGAUGGGAGGUUUAG
This is a messenger RNA of Aspergillus calidoustus, 732 nucleotides long. NCBI's taxonomy places the organism in Eukaryota, Fungi, Ascomycota, Eurotiomycetes, Eurotiales, Aspergillaceae. The record is from the annotation of a GenBank genome assembly.